AUGCUGUCUCUCCUCCCAAUCUGGCUUCCAGCCGUCGUCGUAGUCGGCGUGCUCUACUCUUGGUUUCGGUCGUGGUAUCGCCUUCGCGACUUCAAGGGGCCCUGGCUGGCCGGCUUGAGCGAGGCAUGGCUAUUUGGCGUGACGACCACGGGCGAGCUGCACAUGCGGCUGUACGAGGCGAGCCAGAAAUACGGCGACGACUUCGUCCGGAUCGGACCGAACUGGCUCAUGACGAGUGACCCCGACGUCAUCCGCCAUAUGAACGCCGCCAAGUACAAGCAUCAGAAGUCAAGCUGGUAUGAGGCUCUGAAAGUCGACCCUUACGUGCACAGCGUCUUUUCGGAGACCAGUGUGACCAAGCACGACCAGCUGCGGGUUAAGAUGGCCUCGGGCUACUCCCUCAAGGAGAACCGGGAUCUCGGCGUCAAGAUCGACGCUGAAAUCGCCUCGCUGGUCGACCUGCUCGAGCGUAAGUACGUCUCGACGGCGGACGACGUGCGCCCGCUCGACAUGGCUGGGGCGGCGCAGUUCUGGUCGCUGGACGUCAUCACGUCCAUCGCGCUCGGCGAGCCGUUUGGCUACCUGACCGAAGACAAGGACAUGUACGACUUCAUCAAGAUCAUCCAGGGCGAGCUCCCGUUGGCCACCCUGUGUUCCUCUACGCCUACGCUGGGAAAUUUGGUGUUUGGCUCCGGCUUGGUCAAGCUAAUCGGGCCGAGCCCCAAGGACGAGAAGGGCCGGGGUAAACUUAUGGGAAUCGCGAAGAGGGUGGUCGGCGACCGCUAUGGUGCAAACAAGGUCGUACGCGACGACAUGCUGGGAACGUUUGUUCGAAACGGGCUCGAUAAACGCCAGGCCGAGUCGGAGAUCCUUACAACCAUUCUCGCUGGGUCCGACACGACGGCUACGGCCGUGCGUGCGACCAUGCUGUACAUCAUGACCAACCCACGCGUGUACAACAAACUGGUCGAGGAGAUCGCGGCAGCCGAGCGCAACGGGUCCAUCUCGUCGCCCAUCACAUCCGCCGAGUCGCGGCAGAUGCCGUACGUGCAGGCCGUCAUCAAAGAGGGCCUGCGGAUCCAUCCGCCCAUCACGGGUCUCCUGACCAAAUUGGUCAACCCGGGCGGCGAGACCAUCAAGGGCCGGUUCAUCCCGGGCGGGACGGGCAUUGGGCAGUGCGGAUGGGGCAUCCAGCGGCACCCGAUCUUCGGGGAGGAUGUCGACGUCUUCCGCCCCGAGCGGUGGAUCGAGGCGUCGGAAGCCCAGCGAAGCGAGAUGGAGAAGACCAUGGAGUUGGUGUUUGGCACCGGGCGAUGGGGGUGCUUGGGCAAAACUAUCGUGCUGGUCGAGUUGGACAAGAUCUUUGUUGAGCUUCUGCGGAAAUUUGACUUUGAGCUCAUGUACCCCGGGUCUGCAUGGAAAACUCGCAACUUUACCCUUUUUAUGCAGAAGGAGAUGUGGGUGCGCGUCACUAAGCGUGAAGUUGCCUCUUCCUGA
Messenger RNA from Chaetomium fimeti, 1497 nucleotides. RefSeq names its product cytochrome P450. NCBI's taxonomy places the organism in Eukaryota, Fungi, Ascomycota, Sordariomycetes, Sordariales, Chaetomiaceae. Gene Ontology annotation, molecular function: monooxygenase activity; iron ion binding; oxidoreductase activity, acting on paired donors, with incorporation or reduction of molecular oxygen. The coding region runs from base 1 to 1497 and encodes 498 amino acids. The transcript has 6 exons. The record is from RefSeq and is a predicted model, not a curated record.